CAGAUGCACAAACAAAAACGCGCACCUCUCUUUGCUGCCCUGUGGUGGACGAAGCUUAAUGCUAACCAGCAAAAUGGAUUCUGUGGCCCUUCUGUGGAUUCUGUGUAAUUAAGCGGGUGAAUAGUGCUGGUACCAUGAAGGUAGCUACAUGUCCUUCAGUUUUGAAGAAGAAUCAACGUCUGCAUUGCCUUGUGUACUUAAAUGAAAAUAGAAGAUGAUGUUGGAUUAAUCUUUAUACCUCAGAAUGUUUAAGGCCCCAUUUGAAGAUGAGAAACCUGCCUUCCAUACAAACCAGAAGCCUCCUGGUUCCUCAGAACCAUUUGUUCUGUCAGGAACCAUUCAAGUACCAUACACCAUUAACAGAUACCUCCGAGACUACCAGCGAGAGGGGGUUAAAUUUAUCUAUGACAGCUACUUGAAAUCCAGAGGUUGCAUCCUGGGUGAUGACAUGGGUCUAGGAAAGACCAUUCAGGUUAUUAGCUGCUUGGCUGCCAUUUUGCAGAAAACAGGGACAUGGCAGGAUGUUGAAAAUAACAGGCCAGAGUUUUUGCAGUCACAGGUGCCAUCAAAACCCACCAAAGUUAAGAAGGUUUUCCUGAUUGUGGCUCCUCUGUCUGUGCUCUACAACUGGAAAGAUGAGUUGGACACAUGGGGCCAUUUCAAAGCAGUGGUUGUCCAUGGUGUGAGGAAGGAGGAGGAAUUGGCCCGUGUGAACAGAGGAAGAUGUGAGAUUGUCCUGACAACAUUUGAGACACUAAGACUCUGUCUUGAUGAAUUCAACAGGCAUGAGUGGGCCGCUGUCAUUGUAGAUGAAGUUCACAAGCUAAAGAAUUUCAAAUCUCAAAUCACUCACGCAAUGAAAGCCCUGAAAUGCAAAGUGCGUGUGGGACUGACUGGUACAAUCUUGCAAAACAACCUGGAGGAACUCUGGUGUGUCAUGGAUUGGGCCAACCCCGGAUGCCUCGGGUCACUAAGUAGUUUUAAGACCAGGUUCUCAGAACCUAUUGAACAGGGCCAGAAACACAGUACAACCAAGAGAGUGCUCGCUGAGGGCCGCAAGGCUGUCCAGGCUCUGGCUAAACUUCUGUGUCGCUGGUUCCUCAGGAGAACCAAAGCACUCAUUAGUGACCAGUUACCAAAGAAAGAUGACCGGGUGGUGUACUGUUCCAUGACGGAUUUCCAGCAGGCAGUAUACCGGGCUGUACUGGACACAGAUGAUGUAAAGUUGCUGUUACGGAGCUCAGAGAAGUGUCCGUGCAGCAGUGGACGCUCCAAGAGAAAGUGUUGCUACAAACUCAAUUCAUACGGUCUCCCAGUCAGACACAUGUACUUCACUUAUCUGGCUAUACUGAGGAAGGUCGCCAAUCAUGUAGCCUUGCUGCAGUCUAAAGAAGGAACCAGUGAAAAACAGGAGCAAUGUGUGACUGCUAUCUGCGAGCAAGUCUUCAAGAAGUUUCCAGACUUCACGAAAAGAUGCAAGCAGGCUGCAUUUGAGGCCAUGUCAGACCCCAUCUACAGUGGAAAAAUGAAGGUGCUGCAAAAGCUGCUUAAUCACUUUAUCACAAGGAAAGACAAAGUACUGCUUUUUUCACUUUCCACAAAGCUCCUGGAUGUUUUGGAGAGCUACUGCAUGGCUGAGGGUCUGGAGUACCGCAGGCUGGAUGGAAACACCAAGGCUAAAGAUCGUAUCCACAUUGUCAAGGAAUUCAACAGCACCAAUGAUAUUAACGUUUGCCUUGUGUCUACCAUGGCUGGUGGAGUUGGACUCAAUUUUGUUGGGGCUAAUGUUGUUGUCCUUUUUGAUCCAACGUGGAAUCCAGCAAAUGACCUUCAGGCUAUAGACAGGGCAUAUCGCAUUGGGCAGUGUAAGGAUGUGAAAGUUUUUAGGCUCAUCUCUCUGGGCACAGUAGAGGAGAUCAUCUAUCUGCGUCAGAUUUACAAACAGCAGUUGCAAUCCUCAGUGAUUGGAAAUGAAAAUGCAAGACGCUACUUUGAGGCAAUGCAUGGAGAAAAUGGCCGAACAGGAGAGAUAUUUGGAAUCAGAAACCUUUUCCGCCUCCAGACCGAUGGAACUUGUCUUACACGCCGCAUCCUGGAGAGGGAGGGCCAAGUUGAGCUCGGGAUCAUGACAGCCAACACACAGGCAACGGAUGAGAGGGUGCAAGAUCUGCAGGGUCCAGCGUGUUUAUCAGCAGUCACCGCUGCACAACAGGAAAACGGACCAGCAGCAGCAGGUGGUACCAGUGCCAAGUUCUUUAAUGCUGAAGUUCUGGAUUUUAGCAGUGAUAGUGAGGGUGAGGAUCCCUGCGGUUCCAGAUCAAAAGCUACAUACCCAAAUGCAGGAGGGGAGUUUGGACCCAGCACCAGCUCUGCUGCAAAUAUGAAUCUAUCUGCUCUGCUGAUGAAACAUCUGACUAGUAAGAUGCAAAGGAGCUCAGAGAGCAGUGAAGACAGCCAGUCUGAUACACACUCAAAGAGGUUGAACCUAGAGGAGGCCAAGGUAGCUAAAGGGAAAACAGAAUGGUUCUUGUCUAGUGACUCAGAGGAAGAGAGGGAAGAAGCAAAAAAGGCCUGGGACCAUGUCUGCAUGGAGGAGUCCGAAGAUGUAGAAAUCGUUCAUCACUGCCCGACUAAAGCACAACAGAGAGAUACAGGCAGUACUGGUAUGCAGCAGAAGCUGGAUAGAGCCACACUGGCAGUAAAGAGACAGAGAGUUACUGCAGAGAUUGAGAGUUUUGCCUCAUCAGAAGAUGAAGCUCCAGUGAGAAGGGUGAAGUUUAAGAAAAAUCCUCGACGCCUCUUAAGUACACAGAAUUCAGCUCAAAAAUCAGUUCAAUUCACCGGUUUAAAAUGCCCAACCAUGCAUUCCAGAAAGCCACAAAUCAUAGAGGGUACCAGCACCGGCACUAUAGACUCAUUGCUGGUUGGGCUUCAGGAAGUGAGCUACACCCACUCCAAUCAGAAAGUGGUCGGCUCGAGCAGGGCAGAGAACCUCCUCAGCCGUGCUGCAUUACGGGAUGUGUUUGAACUGAACAAGCACUCCCAGCUCCCAGCAAACCAUUUCGAUGACACAUCUGAGACCCAAUCUGGAAUCCCCCAGUUAUCUGAGCCCACAAAUGGUGGAGAGGAAGUCGAUAUGCCAGAAGGUCGCGACAAAACUUGUCUGAAACAACAGGUCACCCACAGCGUAGAAACAUCCAUCAAUACCAAAACUGCAACCAUUAGUGUUGGCAAGACGCCUGCCGCUGUCUGCAAGCAGCAGCUGCAAGAAAUGGCAAAGUUUUUCAGAGCAAAGUCUGUGCAAGAGUUUGCAGAAGAGAUUGUGAAGAACAACUCAGCACAGCGACUGAACAAGCUAUGUGAGUUCUAUAGCCACAGCAGCCCUGAGCUUGCUGACGUUAUCCAAAAAACCUUUCCUAAACCUGUAACUGAGCUGAAGCCAAGAAUUUCACCACUCCACCUCUCUACACAAAGGCCCACCUCAAAAAGAACCCUUUUAAAUACAGUUCAGAGAUCGAAUAAUGAAGCAAAACCAGGAACCUCUCAAAAGAAGAGAAGACCCACAGCACAAAAUGCCAUAGAUGUCCAUCGUCACUGUGUUGGUCAGACUGAGCUUAAAAAUAACUGUUUGUCUCUGCCAGACUCAGGAAAACGUCCAGUUGAGACGUCUUCUAGAACUUCCACAGACAUUCAUCCUCAUUCCAAAAAAAACACUAAUCCAUGCAAUUCUUCCACAACUACUUCCACUACUGAACUGCAGUCUUUCUCUAGAGAUGACCAAGCAGACAAAAACUCCCACACAACCCUUAUUAGUGACCUCAUAGGUGACACCUCCAUCCUAGAUGACCUCUUCAAGCAAAAGAGAAACGCUGACCGGCCAAAGCCAGCAGCGGCACCCAUUCCCUCACCCACUGAGAGGACGAAGAACAGGGGUAAAGACUUCUGGGACAUUUUAAACGAGGGGAACGAGGAAAGCAUCAAUAAGCUAACAGAUCUAUCUCAGGUGGAGAAGCUUUGCAGGGGUAUUAAUUUGCGUACAAAGUCCAAAAGGGAAAGCCAACUCGAGAGCUCUCAACUUUGGAAGAAGAAUGAGAAAUUCCUUUGGAAAAGAUAAAAGAAGCUAGAAGCUUCUUUUGUGAAAUGUGAAAUUACAAACAAUGGUUUACAAAAUGUUCAUAUUUCUAUACGGUAUGUUUUAUUUGCUUUUAUUUAAUUAUUGUAGAACUGUUACUAGUUCAUACCAGUUUUAAUUAUAGUCUUUACAUUUUA
Molecule: messenger RNA, 4269 nt
Organism: Hemibagrus wyckioides
Lineage: Eukaryota; Metazoa; Chordata; Actinopteri; Siluriformes; Bagridae
Gene: ercc6l2
Product: excision repair cross-complementation group 6-like 2
Exons: 18
Coding region: 245-4114 (1289 amino acids)
Molecular function (GO): ATP-dependent chromatin remodeler activity; ATP binding
Source: RefSeq, a predicted model, not a curated record